AUGUUUGAUUUUGGAGUUUUCUUGAGGGCUUACUCCUCCCGUGACAUUCCAGAUCCUCUUGCCUCUCAUGAUCAAGAAGAUUCCAGUCUUAGUUGCCAAAAGAAAGAAAACGUAUACAGAGUGUUUAAGAUCAAAGCGAUGGUGAUUGAAGCACUCGAAAACCCUUUUCCUCCGAAAUUCCAAGAUUACCUAAUUGAAGGUACAAAAUCUAGGAUUAUCUAUUGUUCAAGAAGUUUGUGGUCUGGAAAAAUACACAGAUAUCUAAUGCAGUCAAUGUAUAUAAUUAACACUUCAUUGAAACAUCCUAAUCUUACUCUAAGCUUCCGCACUUUUAAGAUCCUUCAGGUUGCUGAUAUGCAUUAUGGAACUGAAUGACUAGGUGUAGAGAUGGUUCAAUAAAAGAGCUCAAAAAUGAUUUACAAACUCCAACCAAAAAAUUGCCAGCCUAUUCUUGAAGCUUUUGAAAGGAUAAAAAAGACUUUGGGUUGAUGAUUAGGUAUUAUGCAAAGAAAGGGGACAAGCAUCAACCAAGAGAAAUGUUUGGGGUCUGAGGGAAUUGCUGGUGUACAGUUUGAUGUUGUAGGAUAGGGGUAAUUUAGAAAUCAAGGGUAUGCACAAUCAAGGCAGAAUAUGAUACAAGAAGCUCCAGUGGAAAUGCCAUACAGGCAGGUUCUGAUCACCGAAUCUCUCAUCAACGAUCACGACAAAGACACUGUGCUCAUGCUCGACAUGUUCCAAAUAAUGCAGGAGAACAUGAGUGCAGCAACAGACAUCUGCAAAAAAAUCGUUGAAGACCACCGAACACCAUAAGGAACCACACUGUUGUAAUCGAAUGCCCUGUAAUGAUCUAUUAAUGAUGUAAUGAUCUAUUAAUGAAUCGAUAUCUUUUUAUCGUCAUCUCUUGAUACAUUUAUCUACUCCAAAAACAAAACUAUA
Lactuca virosa is the source of this 936-nucleotide messenger RNA. The record is from the annotation of a GenBank genome assembly. Lineage: Eukaryota; Viridiplantae; Streptophyta; Magnoliopsida; Asterales; Asteraceae.